AUGAAUUUCGGCCAGGAGGAAGAAGACGACAGCAGCAGUAAAGACACCGCCGCAGCUGCCGAAGAAGAAGCAGUAGGGCACGAGGAAGAAGAAGAAGACGACGAAUUAGACGAAGAGCAAGAAGUAGAAGUAGAAGUAGAAGAAGAAGACGACUAUGGUGCUGCUCCCCCAAUUCCAACCCCCAAUCUCCAUUUCCCUUCCACUUACAACGAUCCUUCCUCCCAAUCUUUUUCUUCUGCUGCUUCUCCUUCUGCUCUCCAGUACCGAAACUUCCUCCCUCAACACCACCACGCCGCCGCCGCCGCCGCACCGUCCUCCGCGGCCUUCAAUUUCAAUUUCGACGACCGGCGGCUCGAAUUCGUCGACCUGUCGCUCGGGAGCUCGAGCGAGGCGGAUCCCGAUCUCCACCGCGGAGCCGGGCCGUCCUCGUCGGCGGCAUCGGCCUCGCCGAUAGAGAAGGAGCACAUGUUCGACAAAGUGGUGACGCCGAGCGACGUCGGGAAGCUGAACCGCCUCGUGAUACCGAAGCAGCACGCGGAGAAGUACUUCCCCUUGGAUUCCUCCUCCAACGAGAAGGGCCUCCUCCUCAACUUCGAGGACCGCCACGGGAAGCCGUGGCGGUUCCGCUACUCGUACUGGAACAGCAGCCAGAGCUACGUGAUGACGAAAGGGUGGAGCCGGUUCGUGAAGGAGAAGAAGCUCGACGCCGGGGACAUCGUCUCGUUCCAGCGCGGCGUCGGCGAGGCCGGGAAGCACCGACUCUACAUCGACUGGAGGCGCCGCCCCACCGCCCCAGAUCCGAUGUCUUUCCCUCACCACCACCACCACUUCGAUUUCCAGAAUCAGCUCCGUUUCCCCCAAUCCGUACGGUGGGGGAGGCUCUACUCGCUGCCUCAAUUCCCUCCUUCCUCCGCCGCCAGGCAGUACGACUAUCCGCAGCAGCAGCCGCCGCCGCCAUUCCACCACCAGCAAUUGAAUUACGGUGCGAUUCACCCUCUCCAGAAUCCAUACGGCCAUAACCAGUACUACCACCAAAAUUACCAACAUCAUCAACAGCAGCAGCAGCAGCAGCAGAAUCAGUACUACUUGCGGCCGCCGGGGGCGACGGCGGAUUAUCCGCUGGCUGCUUCGGGGACGGGAGGAGGAGGAGGAGGUGGAGAGCACGCGCCGAUGGUGAUCGAUUCGGUCCCCGUGGUUCACGGGAAGACGGUUGGGAAGCGGCUGAGGCUGUUUGGCGUGACCAUGGAGUGCCAACCGCCUCAAACCGACGACGCGUCGUCGUUUUCUCCAGGCACAUAUCCACAUCAGCAGCAGCAGCAGCAACCUCAUCAUCAUUACUUGUCUUCUUCCUCUUCUUCGCCGUCGCCAUCGUCGUUGUCCAUUCCGCCGCUCCAAUUCCAAGGAGUGCCGACUACGGCCACGCCGUCGCAAAUGGCGAUGCAUCACCGGCAGCGGCAGCGGCAGCAGCAGCAGAAUGAGUAUUCAAAGAAAGGAAAGACUUCCUCCUUGUCCUUCGAUUUGGAUCUUUGA
Messenger RNA from Linum tenue, 1530 nucleotides. The record is from the annotation of a GenBank genome assembly. Lineage: Eukaryota; Viridiplantae; Streptophyta; Magnoliopsida; Malpighiales; Linaceae.